Molecule: messenger RNA, 1035 nt
Organism: Penicillium hordei
Lineage: Eukaryota; Fungi; Ascomycota; Eurotiomycetes; Eurotiales; Aspergillaceae
Product: SUR7/PalI family protein
Exons: 2
Coding region: 1-1035 (344 amino acids)
Biological process (GO): fungal-type cell wall organization
Cellular component (GO): plasma membrane; cell cortex of cell tip
Source: RefSeq, a predicted model, not a curated record
AUGGGAAAAGCCGGUCGCAUUGCGUGUAUCUUCACGCCCUAUGUCUUGACUAUCGCGUCAUUGAUCUGCAUCAUUAUGGUGGCAUUGGGUUGCACAAAAGCCAGUUCUUCUACGUUGAACAAUUUAUACUUCAUUCGUCUUGACCUUUCGAACAUCAGUUCAGGAUCGGCACUUACAUCAGAAAUCACAGAUCGCCUCAGCGAUGCCGGUAUCACUGAUGUUACCGCAAGCGAGGUCUCCUCCACCAUCAAAACAUUGCAGGAUGAUGCCAACAUUGCUGAUUUCUACGACAUUGGUCUCUGGGGUUACUGCGAGGGAAAUUCCACCGACAACAAGGAUACCGUCUCCUCCUGCACAGAUCCUAAGGCCCAGUUCUACUUCAACCCGGCCUCAGUCCUGGGCGUGAGCGAGACCCAGCUUGAGAGCGAGCUUGGUAGCAGUAUGAAGAAGAUCAUGAAAGUCUACAAGGCCGUCUCCAAGUGGAUGUUCAUCGCCUACCUCGUCGCCUUCAUUGCUACCUGCGCUCAGGUCCUGCUUGGUAUCUUCGCCAUCUUCAGCCGCUGGGGCAGUUGUGUCACCACCAUUGUCUCCAUUGUUUCGUUCCUCUUCACUCUUGCCGCAUCUCUCACCUCCACCAUCAUGUUCUCCAUCGCAAAGGGCUCCCUCGGCACAGCACUCAAGGUCUACGGUGUCAAGGUAGGAUUGGGCAAGAACAUCUACGUCGCUACUUGGCUCGCAGUUGCUUUCUCUCUCGGAGCCACCAUCUUCUGGAUGCUCAGCACCUGCUGCUGCUCCGGCCGCUCGCCCUACAGCCACAAGGACCGCCGCAACAACCGCGGCAGCGUCACUGCAGAGAAGGCUCCCUAUACUUAUGAGCCCAUUGGUGCCGCCCACCCUCCCUUCGGUGCCCAGGAGCCCUAUGCUCCCCAGCACGGCUACAACACCUCCUACCCUCCCCCCGCCCACCACAAUGAUAUCCCCAUGACCCACAACAACCAACAGUCAAGCGCCUACGAGCCCUUCCGUCAUGCCUAA